ACCCUAUGUCUUCCCGGUUCUUCAAAACGGAACCCCAGUCACUUCCCAAUUGAGCCCAAAAGAGUUCGAGCGUCGGUCAAGUGUCAUGGGCACGCCGACAACGGAGGAGGAGGAGCGGCAUCAGCGCUACCAGACAGUAGCGUCGGCCACGACCUCCAUCCUCUCCAUCAUCGGCGCUUUCUACAUCAUCGGCCGCUACUGGUACGCGCGGAGACUCAAGGCCAAGUCGCUGUCAGUCUACGCCGCCUCAGCGCACCACCUCGACGUCACCAAAGAGCUCAUCCACAUCAUCGCCUACCUGGCACGUGUUCCUGUUGCUUUUUAUGUCGAAUACAUCUGACGAACCAAUUCUUACAGGACCUCUUCGGCGCUACUGGACGCGCGUUCGGCCAACUACCCACAGAGACGUUCAACCAAGACGCAGGUGACCCCGUAACGCCAAUCUGCAAGCUCCAGGCCUUCAUUAUCACGUUUGGAGAUGGCGCGCCGAUCGCGUGGAACUUCAUCAUGGCGCUGAAUUUGUACCGCUGGGUGUGUAUGGGCGAGGACCAGCAGAUGCUCAUGAAGAAGAUCAAGUGGUACAUUGUCAGCACCAUGCUCUUCACAGUGGGGAUCCCUUCUAUCUGCCUCAUUUUCAACAAGUUCGGAGACGCAGGACUCUGGUGUUGGGUCGUAGUGGAGCACGACUCGACCGAGGAGUUGUGGUGGAUGUUCGGUGUUUUAUACUUUUGGGUCAUCGCUGGGGGCAUCGCCAUGACCAUUUUCCUCGUUUUGGUCAAGAUCAACAUGAAGAAAAGACUCAAAACCUACGAGAACGACGACGCCAACGACGCCUACUACGCGGUAGUGCACAACCUCACGAUCUAUAUUACAGGCUUCAUUUUCUGCUGGCUACCGGCUGUGGUGGACCGAGCAUACGCCACGUUUACAGGCAAUACGUCGUUCACUCUGGACUUCCUACAUGCCACAAUUGUACCGCUUCAAGGCUUCGUUAACGCUGUUAUUUACGGGAAAUUUCACAUCUGGGUGGUUCGACACGUCCGAGAGCCAUGGGUGAGCAAUGGUGGGUCAUCUACGAAGAACAGUAAACUGUCAGAAGAUAUGCUGCGACAGUCCGUGAGAUUACGGGAGCAAGAGCGACAUCACAUGGGCACAGCGACCAUCUUUGUCACUACGUUCGAUAUGAACUGGACUGCGUGUCCUACCAACUUGAGUGACUGGAUUCCAGCAGGAAAAGACUUGUAUGUUUUCUCACUCCAACACUGCGUCGAAGUGCAGACGAUCGAGCAAGUGAUCCGAGGAUAUCUUCUCCAAGUAAAUUACCCCACGGCGUACCGAUCUAUCACGUCGAUUGCUGGAACGGCAGUGCGAGGCCACGUCCAAGAUGCGUCGGUGUGUCAAAUUGUGUUUGUAAAUAACGCCGACGAUGCCAGUGGGAAUGUAAAGUUUCAAGCUGCCGACGGACGGAUCUGGGCGCAGAGAAAAACGUUUAACGAGGUGGUGGGGAUCCCGAUCCGCUACUUCGAUGCGUCUAUCGCGUUUGUAUCGUGCAAUCUCAGUACGUCGCUCAGCAAUAACUCGCAACGUCAGUACCGACCAGUGGAGAACAACGUCUUCGCUAAACACGCAGUGGCUUCGAGUCUGAUCCACUCGUUCGGUAUGGAUGCGGACCGAGCAGCAGUUGACUUCCCGAAUUUAUACCACCACACGAUCCUGUCCGGUAACUUAAAUUACGACGUGGACAUGUCGUCGUCCUCACUGGCUGCUGGAAUCGAUCAAGCGUACAAGGCGGAGUCGUUAAAGAGAGCGACAGAUACGGCGAUUGAGGCUCAGAUCAAGGCCAUUCGAGAUGCCAAGAAGUCGAUCGACAAGAAGAGCGGAGAGUUCCAGAACGACCACACGAUCUUGGAAGAAAGUAUUGGCUGGAGUAGUCAACGGAGCAGCGCUGAAGCCUCAUCGUCCAGUGGCAGCAGUAUUUAUGAAGAAGUGUACACUUCUUACGACGGAGAUGUCCCGUUCACGUUGUUGAAAACGCCCUCCGAUCAACUGACACGCCCCGAUAUCCUCACACCAGUAAUGGAUGACGAUAGCUUGGAGAUUAUUAUCCAGGACGGUAGUGAUGAACGUGAGAAGAGUAAACCGAGCAGUUGGGCUUCUUUCUUGGACGACCAGCUGCCGUCACAAUCGCCCGAAAACCGUCUGGGUCUCUCGUCUUCAAGUAACAAACAGCGGUCCAGCGAUCGAUUGACGUCGAGUGGCCAUUUCGUCCCCCUUGGUCGUGGGAACAUCAAGAAGAUCCGAGAUCUACUAUCCAAGUCCGACCUGGUAGCUGAGAACACGGCUCGAAAGUGGCUGGAAGUUCUUCGAUACGAUGAACUCCGUGCUUCUAUCGAGGCCAAGGAGAUCUUCACUGGAUUCGAAGAACCUCCUAUCCGGUUCCUGCCUUCUUUCCCGCGUAAAAUCGGCGUCACUGCUACGUUUUCGAUGGUCGGAGAGCGUUCGUGUCGAGAUCUUUUCUGCGAACCUGACGAAGAAAUGUUCGUCGGAGACGCAUUACCGGCGUAUAAGGACCGUAUCUUGGCUCAUUCGUUAAGUGAUACGAAGCAACGGAUCAAGAAUGUUGGCUACUGGUCAUGUGAAGACAUCGUGACGUCCACACACAAGCCAGUGUGCAGUAUCUACGAGCUGGAGAUCGAUCGCUUCUUCUCGUACAACAUGGACGAAGCAGCCAUCGCAGAUUUGCGUCAAGGUAACCACGCGCUUCGAGAUAAGCGUGACGUGCACGAGUUUAAGAUCAAAUUGGUGAAGCUGGACGCCAAUAUCUGGACGUACGAAGAGCGUGAUGGAGGUUCUAUACUGCAGAAUACAGGAUAUCGUUGGCGAGGGCAUGGGGGAUCGAACCCGUCAAGUAGUCGACGAAGCCAGAGCAGUCGUGGAGCCAUCAACUCGAACAGCACAACCAGCAGUGGAGAGUCCUCACGCCACAGUGUGCGAGUCUCCAUGAGCCGUAGGAAGUCAUCGAUCGCUCACGUGGUUACACGUGUGCUUCGAAAGAGCCGUCUACGCUCUGGUAGUGGCUCGAGUUCCAGAGCUACGACGACUCCCAAUCAGUACUCUGACUUCACUGUUGGACCGGCAGGAACGCAGCCUUUGGCCAUGACGAACGAUCGUCUGUCGGCUCUCGCUGCUUCUCGACUUGAACUGAUUCCAGUGGAGCCUGUGAGUAUCUCCACCAUUUUCCCACUACCGUCUGAAGACGUCUAUGCUCUUCAACGUAAAGUCUACGAGGUCGCUCACUUGGUGCAGAAUGGUUUCCAGUCCAGCGCUCGUGUGGACGACGACGAGGAAUCUCAGUUGGCGUACACAAACUUCCGGACUGUAGCGUGGAGAGAGGCCAUGUCCAAUGGCGUGACGCACUCGGCUAUCACCAAGGCAGUGAACGGAGGCGUGCAUAUCGCUAUCAGUAUUGAAGCCGAGAAGGGCCAUGGAGGGCAAGGAGUGCUCUGUCUUAAGGAGUCCGACUUGAUGAUGCACGCAGCGCCUGUGCUCUGUGAAGCCAAGCCGAUCCCGUUCGAUGUGACUCUGACGUGGGGAGGCAAGCACGUGGGUUAUCUUCAUGGAGAUAUCUUGUGUUCUAUGUAGUCAGAACGCUGGCACUUCAUCACCUGAUGCCAGAGAUGUCCUAAAAGCUAUUUAUUUUGUCACUCUGUGUUGUCUCCUAUAUCUCCAGCAAGUUCCAGCAACGAGAUCGCUUCCGACUCUGCGUGAUCGUCUUCUAACUCACCGACCGGAGUCUCUGAUGUCGGUUUAACAGGGCUGAACUCAUCGUCAAAGGCUUCACAGACAUCGUCUUCGUCUGACGAUGAAGCCGAUGAUGACGACGCCACUGACAGGUUUGUUGACAGAUACGGAGGAAGUGGAGGUGGCGAGGGCGAAGGAGAUGGCAAUGGUUGUGGAGCCUCCCAGUCCGCUGGCUCUGGUCUUCUUGAGUCUUCUGUCGGUGGACGGGUAUCUGCUAUGACUGCAGGCUUCACAUGCUUGAGUCGCGCCUCCGCUUCGAUGCGUUGUCGUCGCUCCAGAUGCAGUUGCUUGCGCAGAGCUGCAAGUUGUUCCAGCAUGGCAUUCUGCAACAAGUUCUUGGCGUUUUUCAGCUUCUCAAUCUGUGAGCGUUGGGCUUCCACUUGAUGCUCCAGAGCCUGCUGCUCUUCCAGCGACGACGCACUGAUAGUCACAGCUUCACUCAUGGCCUUGGCAGCUUCGUUGCGUUGCUUCGACAACGCUGCAAGAUCCUGUAGUGCUCCUUCCAUCGCUUCUCGCAGUGCUUGCUCUUCCGAUCGCUUCGUCUCCAGUUGUCCAAGUAAAUCACGUCGAGCAUUUUCCAAUGCUUCGAUCUCUAAGCGCAACUUACUGCCGCCUUCUUCAUGCUGUUCAACUGUGACUUGCAGCUCCCGACAUACAUCUUUAGCGGCCAAGAAAUCGUCCUCGAACUUCUUACGAGCAUCUCGUAGUCGCUCCAGCUCCAGUUCCAGUUCUUUCUCUCGAGAUCGCAGCGUUGAGUUGGCUUCUUGUUGCUCUCGGAGCGUAACCUGAACGCGUUCACACUCGUCUCGCUGCUGUUGAGUCUCCUGUCGUGCUGUCUGGACACUCGUGGUAAGCUGCUGUAUCUCUUCUUCCCAUAGUUUCAACGCGUGCUGUGCUCGCUCCGCUUCUUGUCGACGCUGAGCUUGCUCGUCUUUAAGUCGCGCUUCGAGCUGGAACUUCGUCUCCGCUUGUUCGUGGAUAAAACGCAGUAGUGUCGCCUUCUCACACGCGGCAGUCUGUACGUCGCCUGAUAGCUGCGCCAUCUUCUCGUCUAGAGCAACACGCUCCUUCUCCAGUGUAGCCACCCAUGACUCACGCACUGUACGCGCAUCUUCUAACUCUUCUUCGCGCUUCUGGGAGAUCUGAAGUUGUGUUCGCAGUGUUGACACGAGUUUCCGUUCUUGAGCGAGUUGCAGAGCUAGCGCUUCACUAUGGUCUUGUAGCUUUGAGAUCUCGAAUAGAAGACCGGUGUGUAGACAGCCAUUGAGCGCGUACGACUCGAGGCGAGUGUCUAAAGCUCGUUGCACGAUGGAAAGCUUGUCUCUGGCUUCAUCUCGCUCUUGUUGAGUCUUCUCUAGGCCUUCAUCUUUCUUCUUGAGAGUGGUCUCUAACAAGCGCAAACGAGAACUGAGUUCGAGGUUGCACUGAACUAGAGACUUCCCCUUGGUGCCCAUGAAGAAACGAUGCUCGAUCUUCUUCGCAUAGUCGCGAUUGCUGAUUGCUUGUUGCUCGAGUUGUUUACGUUCAGACUGGAUGCGAUCGAUCUAAGUGCCAACGUUAGUGCAGUGGGGAUCAAAGCAAAAUGACUGAGUUCUUACGAGAUGUCGUAGCUUGGAGAUUUCCCGCUCGUGCUUUGUGUUGUGCUUAAUCACUUUCUUCAUCUCGCUGCGAAGCUGAUCAUUCUGGAAGUCGAUUACACUGGUUAGUACGAGCUGAUACACUAAAGAUCCUGCGAAGUCCCUCACCUUCUCUCUCACUUUCUCUAAUGUCAGUCGCGUUCGGAAGU
This is a messenger RNA of Phytophthora nicotianae INRA-310, 5587 nucleotides long. RefSeq lists its product as hypothetical. Lineage: Eukaryota; Oomycota; Peronosporomycetes; Peronosporales; Peronosporaceae. The record is from RefSeq and is a predicted model, not a curated record. Gene Ontology annotation, molecular function: G protein-coupled receptor activity. Bases 508 to 3642 code for a protein of 1044 amino acids. Gene Ontology annotation, biological process: adenylate cyclase-activating G protein-coupled receptor signaling pathway. The transcript has 3 exons. Gene Ontology annotation, cellular component: plasma membrane.